Molecule: messenger RNA, 1699 nt
Organism: Candoia aspera
Lineage: Eukaryota; Metazoa; Chordata; Lepidosauria; Squamata; Candoiidae
Product: ly6/PLAUR domain-containing protein 5-like
Exons: 5
Coding region: 71-1030 (319 amino acids)
Cellular component (GO): plasma membrane
Source: RefSeq, a predicted model, not a curated record
GCUUCUUCUUUUCAUUUACCUCUCACCUGAAGAUUGGCUCCUCACUCACAGUGAACAUUAGGAAAAGAUCAUGGAAAGUACCCAGCUGAGAAAAAUGACGGUAUCUUCUUUAUUUCACAGAUUUCUGGUGAUCUGUCUCAUUUCAGGUACGUCUGCCUUGGAAUGCAUCAGCUCCACCCUCAUUCAAAAUAACUACCCGCUCGACACAGUGGGGCUUAAGAUUUCCUUACCUGAGCAAAAGAUCAACUGUUCCACUAAUGAAAAUGCUUGUGAGGAGGUGCAGCUGAUACUCAGGAUAGAUAGAAGUGCUUUGUUAGUGACCCACAGAGGCUGUGCUACCAAGGACCUAUAUGGUGGUCCAGAAUCUACCACCACUGGUCAUCCGCACUACAACAUCCAGUCCAGCGUGACCUAUUGUUUCCAUGACCAGUGCAAUGCAAACAUCACAGAUGAAAUAAUCCUUCUGAACCCUGAUGACAACAAAGCAUCUGAAGCAAAUGAUUCAGCCCAAUGUUAUUCCGGCCUCAGUUUUGACUCUUCGGAAGUUAUCAUGGACCAAGUAAGAUGCGGCAAAGGCUACCACCAGUGCUAUUUCGGCGCCAUGAGUGUCGCAGCAGGAAGCAUCUCUGUGCUCACCUACAUCAAGACUUGCAAGCAGAGCACCAACUGUACUGUCCCCCAGAGUCAAUCCUUCGGUUCCAUAAAGUUGAUCAGUCGGAGCAGCUCCUGUUGUGUGGGCAGUUUCUGCAAUACAAAAGAAAAUGCAACUUAUGCCCCGAACAACGGGCAUUUGGUUCCCACCAUAGAAUCUCCCAGUAAAAGCCCUGACCACAGGGAGGGCUAUUUCCCCAUGAAUCCAGAUUGGGACAGCUACAGUAAGGACAAUAAUAAUGACGCUGGGAAUGCUGAUCCCCAAUUUCCUGCCCACUCAUUUGUUGUGCCAUUUAUAACUGCCUCAAGAGCUCCCUCUGUGGCAACUUGCUCCUUUGUAACAGUCCUAGGACGUGCGAUCCUAGGGCUAUCGUGGUGAGAUAUGGGAUCCCCUUGAUUCAAAGUCUGUAGACAAGCUGGGAAAGAUGUCUUGUAGCCAUAGAUAUCUGCAGGAGGGCAAUGGGAACAAAUGACAAAUCACAUAUGGCAAUGGUGCCAACAGAAGCCGUUUCAGUUCCUGCAGCAAAGCAAGGGGCUACCUUCGCUUGCCUUUUUUAAUGGACCGACCCUCUUUUAUCUCACCUAACCCCAAAUGCUUCCUGCUAUGCACUUCAUCUUAGCCCAAAGGCCAGGAAACUAAUCCUAAUCCUAUAGUAAAAGAAAUAAACAUAAAAAACAGAUUACAGCCUAACCAUUGUGAGAUGAUCAGGCCCACAUAAUUUAUCUGUGACUUAAUAUGAAUUUUAUAUAAUACAGAUUCAAUAGGAUCAAAGCUGGGAGUGCUUUGGAAUAUGUUAUUAAAGCAGCCAGAGCAUAGAACGCUUCAACGGUACCACUUGCAUUUUCUUGUUUUAAUGCAUUCAUUUCCAGGAUGAAUUUAAAGAACAGGUAAUGGAAUUAUAUUUAGAGGCUGAGAGAGUUUGGAGACUGGUUAUCUAAAGGAAGGAAUGUGGAAGCCUAUGAACUUGCUCAGGUUGUAGAAUCAGUCUCAAAGACUUUAUUGAUUAAGACUUUACUGAUUAAAACUUCUUCCACUAAAUAAGUGUUU